AUGGACGUCACACCUCUUGACGAACAGAUCCCUGCGCCGGGCCAAUGGCCUGUUGAUCCUCAGGAAGAUGUACCCAUCUCCGAGGAUCGUAUUUGGGUUGAUGGAUGCUUUGACUUUAGCCAUCAUGGACAUGCCGGAGCUAUGCUUCAAGCUCGUCAACUCGGCAAGGCACUAUACGUGGGGAUUCACUCGGAUCAAGCAAUUCUGGAAAACAAGGGUCCAACAGUGAUGUCGUUGGAUGAACGAGUUGCAGCCGUUGAUGCCUGUCGGUGGGCCACCCAAAGCGUACCCCAUGCUCCCUACGUGACCUUUUUACCCUGGGUUUCUCAUUAUGGCUGUAAAUAUGUCGUCCACGGCGAUGAUAUUACAUCCGACAGCGAUGGCAAUGACUGCUAUCGAUAUGUCAAGGCAGCAGGUCGAUUCAAGGUCGUUAAACGAACCCCUGGUAUUUCUACGACGGACCUGGUUGGCCGGAUGCUUCUGUGUACCAAGAACCAUUUUGUUAAGUCUGUCAGAGGCACCCUCUCCGGAGAGGAUGGCUCGGGAAGCCCCGAGGAGCGCAAGGCCGCUGCAGCAGAACUUGUACAGAGGAUUCGAGACUAUGCGACAGAUGAGAGUGGCCUCCAACCUGGCCCUCAGGUUUGGACAUGGAUUGGAUCUGGGACAGCGAAGAUUGACCAUGAAGUCAGAGAAUCUGGGACCUUUGAAACCCUGGUGGAUGGAAAGGGCCCUAAGCCAGGUCAACGGGUGGUUUAUGUUGACGGGGGCUUUGACCUGUUCUCAUCUGGCCAUAUUGAAUUUUUGCGGAAGGUCAUGGAGAUGGAGGAAGCAGAGGGUCGUCGACGAGGUUGGUUUGAUCCGGAACAAAGAGAGAAGCGACUGCAGGAGCACAAUGAAGACUACGCUCCUGCAUAUAUCGUUGCCGGAAUUCAUGACGACGACGUGAUCAAUCACUGGAAGGGACUCAACUAUCCGAUCAUGAACAUCUUCGAGCGUGGCCUUUGUGUCCUUCAAUGCCGGUAUAUUCAUGCCGUAAUUUUCUCAGCACCUUUCACGCCAAGUCAGCCUUAUCUGGAGGCUCUACCACUCGGCGUACCUCACGUCGUUUACCAUGGACCCACAACGUUCAUCCCUCUUACAUAUGAUCCCUAUGACGCCCCAAAAAGGAUGGGAAUCUUCCAGGAGGUCGCACGACAUGCUUUCCAACAUGUCAAUGCAGGCGAGAUCGUUGGUCGCAUCCUGAAGAGCCGAGAAGCGUAUGAAGCACGACAAAGGGCCAAACUGGAAAAGGGCAUCGCUGAAGACUUAGUCAAGUCUCAGGAGCAAGCGUCAGCUUAG
Penicillium pulvis is the source of this 1338-nucleotide messenger RNA. RefSeq names its product ethanolamine-phosphate cytidylyltransferase. Gene Ontology annotation, cellular component: cytoplasm. Lineage: Eukaryota; Fungi; Ascomycota; Eurotiomycetes; Eurotiales; Aspergillaceae. Gene Ontology annotation, biological process: phosphatidylethanolamine biosynthetic process. Bases 1 to 1338 code for a protein of 445 amino acids. Gene Ontology annotation, molecular function: ethanolamine-phosphate cytidylyltransferase activity. The transcript has 3 exons. The record is from RefSeq and is a predicted model, not a curated record.